Molecule: messenger RNA, 995 nt
Organism: Cuscuta campestris
Lineage: Eukaryota; Viridiplantae; Streptophyta; Magnoliopsida; Solanales; Convolvulaceae
Source: the annotation of a GenBank genome assembly
AAGCUUUCGAGAGCUGUAUAGAAUGUACUCUGAUGUGUUUCUUAAGCUAUGUACCGUUCACAUUUUGCAUCUAGUCAAAACUUUAACAAAGUUUUGAAGGCAUUAAACACUAUAGCACCACAUAUGAUGGUCAAGCCAGGAUUUGCCGUGCCUUCUAAAAUAAGAGGAAACACAAGAUUUUACCCCUACUUUAAGGAUUGCAUUGGUGCCAUUGAUGGCACUCAUAUUCCUGCAAUGGUAAAAGGUCGUCAAUGGGUGGGAAGGAUCUGCACAUGAUUCAAAAAUGCUAAAUGAUGCAUUAUGUAGAAGAAAUGGACUUUGAAGUGCCUCAAGGAAUUCAAGCUUGAACUUUCACUGAAUCAAUGGAGGCCUUUGGCAAUUCAAUGGUAGCUGGACCUGCGACUGUUAUCUAUCUGUCAAGCAUUCUUGGCCAAGAUGAUGGCCCGAACCCUGCUCACAAAUGUGAUUGGAAAUGUGAAAACGAACAUGUGUGCGGGAACAUGUACAGAUGCAGACUAACUGGGCUGACACACAUUUGUGACAAAAACUGUAACCAGAGAAUUUUGUAUGACAAUCAUAGCUCCCUUUGCAGGGUGAGCCGGCAGAUUUUCCAACUUACCGCAGCUGAAGAGAGUGCUGUGAAAGGUGUACGGAGGAAGCUUGAUGCUGAUAGUUCACCCCUUGACAGCUGUGCUUCCAAGCGUAGGCGAGAUGCAACAUUUCAUCCAUCACCGUUUGAGAGAUCUUUCUCUGCUGUUACUCCCAUUUGUAGCCAAGUUGGAGAUGGAAUGGAUAUGAGCUAGAUCAUAACUCGUUAUUCUACGUCACUUUUUUAGUAUUUUGCUCUCAUGAGACAAUAAUGCAAAAAAAACACUUUGAUAAGGCCUUCUUAAUAACAGACUGGAAAGUCUUGCUAAGUCUGUAGGAGAUUCUUAUAUUGAACUGAAGUACCUUCCAUUACUUACUAGGUGAUCAACUUUAUCAUGCAUCUGGAG